UUGGCUUUGACCCUCUUCGUAGUUCAUAUCCAUAGCAUGAGGCUGGUCGACGUGGACACACGUAGAGGUAUUGUCCAUUGAAGGUCAGUUUGCAUCGUGAGAAACCUGGUGAUCAAGAUAUACACUUUUUGAAAUGGGAGGGUUCUAAACUUACCUACCUCAUCUGGCAAAUUGUUAUCAUUUGACAAUGAAGAGUAAAUCAUUAUUUAUAGUUCUGCAUUUUCGCUCUCCAGUGAAAGAACAUCCUUCCUCUCAAGUUUCAAUUCAGAUCAAUACUCCAAAGAUCUCAACAUGAUUUCCAAGAUUCUCCCAGUCGCCGCUCUUGCUGGUGCAGCUAUGGCUGCUACCAGCUGUCCUCUCUCAGUUGAGAUUGCUGGCGCUGCUGGUCAUGUUGCUCAAGUCGCGAUCACCAACACUGGUGCCGAGACCCUCACUCUCUUCAAGGGUAACACCGUCUUGAGUGAACACGCUACUUUGGACGUCACAGCUGCUACAGCUGAUAAGGAUCUUGAAUUCAAGGGAGCUUUUGUCAACUACAAGCGUACCGGCCUUGCUGCUGAUAUGUUCCAAACUCUUCAACCUGGCGAGACUGUCACAACAUCUCUCAAUGUAGCCAAGACCUACAAUCUUGAAGGCCUUGACACUGUUGAUAUUACCGCUAUCCAAGGUUUCAGAUAUGUCAUUGGAGAACGUGCUCCAUCUGCGUUGAGCCAAACUACUCUUUGCGACGCUGUCAUCUCCAACACCGUCACUAUUACCCCUGAUCAAAGCAAGGUUGCAUCUGAUCUUGUCAGCAGAGACGAGCCAUUCCAUUCACGUAUCGCGAAGCGUGCCGUAACCUUCAGCGGUUGCAGCGCCGCUCGCACCAGCUCCCUCCAGACCACAGUUGCUGAUGCCAUCACAUUGGCCACCAAUGCUUACACUGCCGCUGGUACUGGUGCCGAUUACUUCACCACCUGGUUCAAGUCUAUCUCUGAGGAGAGUGCCGUUCGUGCCAUCUACACUGAUGUCAAGAACGUUCAAACCACAUCCCCAACGAUCUCUUGCACAGAUACCAACGGAGGUUGCUCUGACGGAAGUGCCUUGCUCUACACAAUUCCCAGCGCCAACGUCAUCGUUCCUUGCCCAAACAAUGGAUACUGGGGCUUUCCCGAGUACUCACCUACUUGCUCUAACUUCGAUUAUGAUCGUGCCGGAAGUCUCUUACAUGAGAUGACUCACUUGUACGGUACCCAGGAUUACGCUUAUGGACCAGCCGCUGCCAAGGCUUUGUCUGCUGCUCACGCUGCUAACAAUGCUGACACCUACGAGAUGUAUGCUGGAUCCGUUAGACUCGGUGGAUGCACUGGUUAAAUUCCUUAAAUACUGAGUGGAAUGUUGAAUUUAUUGAAGUGAUGAAGUGAUUAAAAUGACGGGUUCGAGAAGAACCUUUUACGAAUUGCAGAGAGGACGGCCUUCAUGAAUCCCCAGGCCUUUCUUUGAUAUUUGUUGUUGUAGUUAGUCGCAGC
Molecule: messenger RNA, 1508 nt
Organism: Botrytis porri
Lineage: Eukaryota; Fungi; Ascomycota; Leotiomycetes; Helotiales; Sclerotiniaceae
Exons: 3
Coding region: 292-1353 (353 amino acids)
Biological process (GO): proteolysis
Molecular function (GO): metalloendopeptidase activity
Source: RefSeq, a predicted model, not a curated record